AUGAGCUCGCAAGUUGCGAACAACUUGCACCCGAACAUGUCGCAACCUCCACAAAACAACUUUGCCAACAACAUGAGCAACAUGCAUGGCUUCCACCUUUCAAUGGCCUCAGGCCAGGGUCCUCCGAAUUGGCCAAACGGCCAAGAGUUCCAUCCAAUGUAUUCUCAACAACAGAACAUGAACAUGGGCAUGGUAUACCACCAGAAUGGUCCCAUGCCCGCCCAAAUGAGCAACCAAAUGUUGCUGCAACAACAACAAGCUAAGAAGUUGGGUCAGAAGAGGAAGAAUCCUCAGCCAACGCCUCAGGGUGUUAAUGCGCGGCCGGUGAAGCAACAGUUCAUGCAAGGAUAUCAACAAUAUCCAGCCGGUUUCCAGCAAGGUCAGAUGGGUAUGCAACAGAUGCCACAACAAUAUAAUGGUCAGAUGGGACAGCAGAAUGGUGCUAACAUGCCUCAGCAGUACCAAAAGUGAGUUUUAAAAAAUAUUUUUGAAAAUAAAAAAUUGUUUUUUGUAAAGAAAGUUUUUGCAAUUUCCAAACUUAAAUUUUAAAAUAAAAAAAAUUAUGUCUUACUGUAUUCCUUUACAGCUACAACCAACAACAAUGGAUGAAAGACGCGGUGAAACGAGAGCUUCGUAAUACUGUAGUAGCACGUCAAGCAGUAUCACCUAAUCAGCAGAACCUACCUCAAGGCAUGAUGAUGUCAGAGAUAGAGAUGUCGCGGUAUGGUGCUGCUGGUGCCAGUACUCCACCAAUUGGAAAUGGUAUGAAUGGUACUAUGUCCAACUCAAUGGGUACCAAUUUGAAUGGUGCUGGUGCUAAUGGUAUGCCUGUCACUAAUGGCAUACCUGGUGCCAACGGAAUUACAGGUGCUAACGGAAUGUCAGGUGCUAAUGGUAUGUCUGGUACCAUGAGUAUGAGCAACAUUCCUAACAAUGUUAAUGGUACUACUGGUACUCCCGGAGGCCCAAUGAGUACUGGUCCAAUGAGUACGGGAUCAGUGCCAAAUACUAUGAAUAGUACCGUUCAGAACAAUGGUACCAUGAUGGCGUCGCCUCGACUAAUGUCGAAUCAAAUGAAUCCACAGUACGACUACCGUAACCCACAAAUGAAUCAGCGAAUGUUGCCGGCUGAGAUGCGACAACAAACCUUUUUGCCCGAGCUGAGUUUAGACGAUUGUAAGAGCUAUCUACAUGGUGAUGAUCCUAGUGCACUGUCAGCGAUCGACACGGCUUCAUUAACGGACUUUAAGAUUUGCGAUGAUACGGUAGGUUACUGUAGAAAAUUUUUUUUCUUUUUUUAGGGUGAUGUACAUUUUAUAGUAUUUUUUAUCUUUUGGUACUAAAAAUUUAUAAAAAGUGAUUGAUUGAUACCUAUUCUUACUUUUAUUUACACAAAAAGCACAUAGGUAUACCUACAUUAAUAUCAGUAUUUCAAAUCUUAAUAUUGACUACAUUUCAGUUCGACAUGGACAACGAAGAUACCCGCAAGAUUGUGCACAAAUUGCUUAGUUGA
Molecule: messenger RNA, 1513 nt
Organism: Bursaphelenchus okinawaensis
Lineage: Eukaryota; Metazoa; Nematoda; Chromadorea; Rhabditida; Aphelenchoididae
Source: the annotation of a GenBank genome assembly